Messenger RNA from Solanum pennellii, 1998 nucleotides. Its product is annotated as DNA repair protein recA homolog 2, mitochondrial. Gene Ontology annotation, molecular function: ATP hydrolysis activity; ATP binding; ATP-dependent DNA damage sensor activity. NCBI's taxonomy places the organism in Eukaryota, Viridiplantae, Streptophyta, Magnoliopsida, Solanales, Solanaceae. Gene Ontology annotation, biological process: DNA repair. The transcript has 9 exons. The record is from RefSeq and is a predicted model, not a curated record. Bases 104 to 1291 code for a protein of 395 amino acids.
AAAAAGAAAAAAGAAAAGCUGUUUGUAGAUUAAUGGCAACAGUAUAAUACAGCUGCUAAAAGCUCCAAAGUUGGAGUGGCACAGAUGCCCUAGUGAAAAAACAAUGGUGCUUCAAUUUCUUCGUUUCAUUUCCUCUUCUUCUCGUUGCCUUUCUGUUUUCCCCUUAUCUUCCUUCAAACCGCAGAAUGGAAUGGUUUGGAGAAGGAUGCUUAGUGCUUAUGCAUCUUCAGCAGAAGGUGAACUUGACGAAAUCCAAGAUGACACCAAAACAUCAGAGAAAGCCAGUGCACUGCAUUCGGCCCUCUCGCAGCUUGAAGGCGAUUUUUGCAAAGAAUCAAGGUUGUCCUUGCAGCGCUUCUUUGGUGCUAGACGUACUCCUGUAAUACCUACGGGCUCAUUGAGGCUUGAUCUAGCACUUGGGCUUGGAGGAUUACCUAAGGGAAGAAUUGUUGAAAUUUACGGACAAGAAGCAUCUGGGAAGACAACACUUGCCCUUCAUGUAAUUAGAGAGGCUCAAAAGCUUGGAGGUUAUUGUGCAUAUCUGGAUGUCGAAAAUGGAAUGAACCCCUCUCUUGCCGAAGCAAUAGGGGUAAAUGUAGAAAAUCUCCUUAUUUCGCAGCCAGAUUCUGCUGAGAAUUUGCUGAGUAUUGUCAAUACCCUGACAAAAAGUGGAUCCAUGGAUGUAAUCGUGGUUGAUAGUGUGGCAGCUCUUGUUCCCCAACUUGAGAUUGAUGCUAUGUUAUGUGACUCUCCAAAAGGCUUGCAAUCAAAGAUUAUGACACAAGCACUACGUAAAAUUCAUUAUUCGUUAGGCAACUCUAGCACACUAAUUAUUUUCAUUAAUCAGGUAAGAAGAUCGAACAAAGGAUUAGUUCGAGGCUCCGGGUGUAUGGAUGAAGUAACUUGUGGUGGAAAUGCUUUGCCUUUUUAUGCUGCCAUACGGCUUAGGACGAUCAGAAAACAAUUGCUUAAGACCAGGGAUAAGAUUACUGGUCUUGGGAUCUGCGUAAAGGUGGUUAAAAAUAAGCUAGCUCCUGCAGCAACAGAAGCUGAACUGAGCAUACAGUACGGCGGAGGCUUUUGCAUUGAACCUGAGAUUUUGGAAUUGGCUUGUGAACAUGAAGUCGUUCUGAAAGAAGGAGGGAGCUACUUCAUUGAUGGACAGGUUUUAAAUAGUAGACAGGACGCUGAAGAUUAUCUAGCUUCAAAUGGUGACAUUUUAGCUAAGAUAGUCGAAACUUUAAGAGAUCAGCUAUUCAUGAACAAUAACGGAGAAAAGAAAACUGAUUAGAUAGUCAUUUUCUGGUUUAAAUCAACACCAAGAUUUGUGUUGCCUCCUUCUGCAACACUAUCAUGCGACGUCCCUUUGAAGGAAAGCCGUCUUCAUGAAAAGAAGCAAAUGGGAGUUUAUUUCCUCAAUCAGGCAUCUGCAACCUCAAACCAAGCUACCCAAAUAGCCUGCUUAUAGACUUCCCUCUUAUACUGUUUGCGGGCACGCAUAUACUGGAGACACAAUUUCUCUUGAAGGUGGACAAUGGACAUACAAAUCUUCCAACUUUGGCCUUUGCGAGUGAUGAUUCCAGCAAAUGCUUUGUCCUUCUAGAAUUUUGUGAAUCUUCUUUCUGCCUCAUGGUCAAGUAAUUUUAUUUGGCUUCUAGACUUGAGAUCAGCAGAGUUGUGAAUGUUAUCAUUAGUUCAAAACAUACAGGAGGGCUACUUUUACUGGUAUAGAUUUUAUCGUCGUGGAUCAGACAUUUCCGACUAUCUCAUUCUCUUAUCUGGUAAUUUGAGCAUUACAGUUGAUACUUCUUGUCAAAUGUCAUUAUCUUGCCUAUUGCGUUAUGUUCCAAAAGUUUAAAAAUUUGUAGUAUGUGAUAUCUGUCAAUCUCAGUUGAGGAGAACAGUGUGCCUCACAUGUAUUAUUCUGUUACAUUGGAUAUACCAUAGACAUUUUAAGCCUGUAGAAAUGAGGAGCUUCCAAUGGAUUUUGUUUCUUAA